This is a messenger RNA of Oncorhynchus kisutch (coho salmon), 1593 nucleotides long. RefSeq names its product foot protein 1 variant 1-like. The record is from RefSeq and is a predicted model, not a curated record. The transcript has 3 exons. Bases 1 to 1593 code for a protein of 530 amino acids. Lineage: Eukaryota; Metazoa; Chordata; Actinopteri; Salmoniformes; Salmonidae.
AUGUAUAUCUGCCACAGUCAUGACCUCCUGGCUGACCCACCACACUGUGUAUCGUGGUUCAGUGACCCACCACACUGUGUAUCAUGGUUCAGUGACUCCCCACACUGUGUAUCAUGGUUCAGUGACUCCCCACACUGUGUGUCAUGGUUCAGUGACUCCCCACACUGUGUAUCAUGGUUCAGUGACUCCCCACACUGUGUGUCAUGGUUCAGUGACUCCCCACACUGUGUAUCAUGGUUCAGUGACCCACCACACUGUGUAUCAUGGUUCAGUGACUCCCCACACUGUGUGUCAUGGUUCAGUGACUCCCCACACUGUGUGUCACUGUUCAGUGACUCCCCACCCUGUGUAUCAUGGUUCAGUGACCCACCACACUGUGUAUCAUGGUUCAGUGACCCACCACACUGUGUGUCAUGGUUCAGUGACCCACCACACUGUGUGUCACUGUUCAGUGACUCCCCACACUGUGUGUCAUGGUUCAGUGACUCCCCACACUGUGUGUCACUGUUCAGUGACUCCCCACACUGUGUAUCAUGGUUCAGUGACUCCCCACACUGUGUCUCAUGGUUCAGUGACUCCCCACACUGUGUAUCAUGGUUCAGUGACUCCCCACACUGUGUAUCAUGGCUCAGUGACUCCCCACACUGUGUGUCAUGGUUCAGUGACUCCCCACACUGUGUGUCACUGUUCAGUGACUCCCCACCCUGUGUAUCAUGGUUCAGUGACCCACCACACUGUGUAUCAUGGUUCAGUGACCCACCACACUGUGUGUCAUGGUUCAGUGACCCACCACACUGUGUGUCACUGUUCAGUGACUCCCCACACUGUGUGUCAUGGUUCAGUGACUCCCCACACUGUGUGUCACUGUUCAGUGACUCCCCACACUGUGUAUCAUGGUUCAGUGACUCCCCACACUGUGUCUCAUGGUUCAGUGACUCCCCACACUGUGUAUCAUGGUUCAGUGACUCCCCACACUGUGUAUCAUGGCUCAGUGACCCACCACACUGUGUAUCAUGGUUCAGUGACUCCCCACACUGUGUAUCAUUGUUCAGUGACUCCCCACCCUGUGUAUCAUGGUUCAGUGACUCCCCACCCUGUGUAUCAUGGUUCAGUGACCCACCACACUGUGUGUCGUGGUUCAGUGACCCACCACACUGUGUAUCGUGGUUCAGUGACUCCCCACACUGUGUGUCAUGGUUCAGUGACUCACCACACUGUGUAUCGUGGUUCAGUGACUCCCCACACUGUGUGUCAUGGUUCAGUGACUCCCCACACUGUGUGUCGUGGUUCAGUGACCCACCACCCUGUGUAUCAUGGUUCAGUGACUCCCCACCCUGUGUAUCGUGGUUCAGUGACUCCCCACACUGUGUAUCAUGGUUCAGUGACUCCCCACCCUGUGUAUCAUGGUUCAGUGACUCCCCACACUGUGUAUCAUGGUUCAGUGACUCCCCACACUGUGUAUCAUGGUUCAGUGACUCCCCACACUGUGUAUCAUGGUUCAGUGACUCCCCACACUGUGUAUCGUGGUUCAGUGACUCCCCACACUGUGUAUCGUGGUUCAGUGACUCCCCACACUGUGUGUCAGGUGUGUGA